Molecule: messenger RNA, 1212 nt
Organism: Durusdinium trenchii
Lineage: Eukaryota; Dinophyceae; Suessiales; Symbiodiniaceae
Source: the annotation of a GenBank genome assembly
GGGGGAGUACAUGAAGUGGAGCAUCGUGGAGGCACUGAUGCAAUCUUUCAAGAAGCUGUUGAAGAUUCAGAUCAACACCGGCAGCAUCCUAAUGUGCACUGACGAGAUCAAGAUCCUGGAGGUUCAUACGCCCUCGAUGGCGGGGAACCUGUGGCAGUUCUGUGAGUUUCGCUUUGAUUACCAGGUGGCUGUAGAGGAGGAGGCUGCCUUGGCGUUGGUCUCUGGUGUGUUCAAUCGCAUGGCAGACUUUGAGGCAAGCUUUUGCCAGAGUCUGGAGAACAAGUUUCGCGAGAUCUACCACCUCACAGUACUCGGGCUCAUCAACAAGCGCUUUGCACUCAUGGAUGGUCGAGCCGUUUGGAAUCAGCUGCAAUUCUUUAAGGCAGCGGAGGUCAACGACACCAACGAGAUCACCCGACUCUUGAAAGAGGUGGACGUGAAUGCUGUGCAAAAGGAGAUCCGUUUUCCUCAAGGUGUACUAGAUGAGGACUCCUACUUCUCAGUGGUGACCCUGCAACGUACGCCGCUGCUGGCUGCAGCAGAAGCCGGACGAUUGGAGGCGGUUCAGCUCCUGGUGCGUGCCAAGGCGGAAGUGAACUAUCAGGACACCUCUGGCUUUCACGCCUUGUACCUGGCAGCUGGCUCCGGUGUUCCGGAGGUGGUGAGCUGUUUGCUGCUGCAAAAUGCAGAUCUGCAUUUGAGGAACCGCAGUGGCUAUACAGCCCUGCACAAUGCAGUCGGAUGUGGCCAGGCCGAGUGCAUCAAGGUGCUUUUGCAGGCCAAUGGGGACUUGAAUCUGAAGACCCGGAGUGGUGUGGCCCCGGUACACCUCGCCGCCAUUAGCGAUCAAUCAGCAUCAUUGGAGGUGCUGAAGCAGUGCAGAGCCAACCUAGAUAUGCCCGCGGUGGGUGGCAACACACCGGUGCACGAAGGAGUCAUGCAGAACAACCCAGAGAUCAUUCAAAAGCUCUUCGACCUCAAGGCAGAUAUCAAUAUCGAGAGUGGCCCGGACAAUCACUUUGCAACACCUUUGGCUAUGGCGCUUGAAAGGAAGAAGAAGAAGGCUGCAAAGAAGCUGCAGGAGCUCAACGCUUUGGAGAAGGUACCAGGAGGCAACCUUCCGGACAGCUUGGAGAUUGUGGAGUUCAAGCUCCGCCGCCGCAGCUUGCGCUGAAGCCAGAAUAGGAUCUCUUCCGCUUUCGGGGCUUGGAC